Messenger RNA from Aureobasidium melanogenum CBS 110374, 978 nucleotides. RefSeq lists its product as uncharacterized. The coding region runs from base 1 to 978 and encodes 325 amino acids. The record is from RefSeq and is a predicted model, not a curated record. Lineage: Eukaryota; Fungi; Ascomycota; Dothideomycetes; Dothideales; Saccotheciaceae. The transcript is spliced from 3 exons.
AUGAAAAGCGUAUACUCAACAUUGGGCUUUGCCCUCGGUGCCUCUGCUGCUAUUCUGGUUGCUCGCGACCAAUGCUGCUUCUCCUUGACUGCCGCUGGUGGUAAGACCGGAGCUGUUGGUCAGCUUAGUGAUGGUCAGAACAGAAUCGGUCAGACUUCUGGACUUGUUACUGGACAAGCUACCUACUGCAUCAAAAACGGUGGUCUGACUGACAAGAACGGCCGAGGAUGCAUCCUGACCUCUCCUACCACCCAGUUCCAAUGCGAUGUUGGUGCUUCGCCCACUACUGGAUUCGCAGUCAACUCCAACGGUGACCUAACCUGCAAUGGAAAUACCCAGUUCUAUGCUUGUGCUACUGGCGACAAUGGUGGCUACAACAUCUACACCACCACUGCUAGCGCUCAGACUGGAUGCGUUGCGAUCACUCUUAGCUCUGGCGGCAACGCUCCUGCUUCGCCUGUCCCCACCUCAUCGGCACCCGCUGGAAACACUGUAACCACCACCCUUUCCGGUGCUUACCAGACUCCUCACGCUAUCAUCCCCGUCAACAAGAACUCUUCCAGCACUUCCUACGGAACCCAAUACAAUGCUCACUUGAGCUCCAGCAACAGCACCAUCUUCAACUUUGACAUCCCCUCCAGCUACGCUGGCAAACAGUGCAGUGUCAUCUUCCUCCUCCCCAACAAGUCCCAACUCGUUACCUCUGACUUCACCUUGUCUGGUGCCGGUGGUAUCAAGUUCGACCAACUCACUUCCCCUGCUCCCUUGAGCGUCACCUACGCUACCUACCCUGCUGUCAAGAGCACCCUUGACACAAUCAGCAGCGUUACUCCUGGAAACAGCUACGUUGUCUCCUCUGGUGCCUGCCAGGCUGGGUCUACCAUUUCCAUCCUUGCCAGCGCCACUGGCAGCCUUGAGCUAAGCCUGUUCGAGGACUGGGAUCCCUCGGCUAUCGGCCUUUUCAUCACCUCUUGUUAA